CAAAAGAGUUUUUUUCAUAUAAAUCUUCCUAUUAAAAUUAGUUUUAUUUAAAUUAUCGUUAAUUAAGCCUAUAUAUAGUAUUUAUUAUCGUGUUAUCAACUGAUACUCGCACUAAACUAAUGUAUUAAAGUAUACGAAACUCACAUAAAUCGCUCUAAUUUAUGCAAUCCAAAGUGCUAUAAAGUUAUGUGCACUACUUAAAUAAUCUCUUAAAGUCCUCAAAUAUUGUAAAUGUGACAACGAAGCAUUUUGCACAAAAUGACAAAUCAAAAAAAUAUGGAACGAAUUACACAAAGCAAUUCAAACUCAGAAGAUGACUUACAUAUAAGUUCAAGUAACAACGGAAAUAAUGAUUGUAAUUUACUUCUGAAUGACAAAAGAAAUGGAGACACAAGCAUGUUUGAUGAUUCAUAUCUCGCAAUGAAUAUUCGAAGAUGGUCACUAAAUAUAUCCAACGGAAGACAUAAUAGAAAACCAUUCUAUCAAUUUAUGCCUGCAAAGUUGCAUAAAACCGUUUCUCACGAUGGAACCCUUCUCAGCGAGAUGGAUCAAAUCGAACAGAUUACGCAGGAAAUUGAGCAGCAUGACCAUUUAAUGGAAGCAAAUUAUAAAUCAGAACAGGCACGAAUUGAUACAAUUAAAUUAAUGCCACAAUCGCUUGCAGCCAAACGUAUAAUACGUGCUCGUCUAUUGCGUUCCAUCAAUCGUCGAUCACAUUUAUCAAAUCAUUCUGGAUUAAAAAAUGUUAAAUUCUUUCCAAAUUUAUUCGUCAAAAGGGCACGAAGUUGGUAUCGACAGGUUUUCAAAAGCUUUGAUUUCUGGUAUGGAUCUAUGAAGGAGAUUGAGGGACGUUUCGGAAGUAAAAUUGGAGUGUAUUUUAAAAUCUUAAAAUAUCUUGUUAUGCUCAAUAUCUUUGUGGCAAUUCUAGUUUUUAGCUUUAUAAUACUUCCACAAAUACUUUAUGAUAACUUCCAAGCUAGUUCAAACAAUCAUACCGCAACAGUCGAUAGCAAUAACAUGAGUCUUCCCAGCUUCGAAUUUGUAGAUAUUUUAACUGCUGAGGGGUACUUGAGAAAUUCAAUAAUGUUUUAUGGUGCAUAUACAAAUGAAACAAUCAGUAUAGGAGCGAAUGGAGAAUAUAGCUAUAGUUUACCAUAUGCAUACUUUUUAACAAUGACGAUUCUUUACACUGUGAUUUUUAUCGUAAUAUCAAUUAGUUUAUUGCGUUGUUAUCGUGCAUCAUUUAUAGAAGCUAUUGACAAUACGCCAAAUUUCUAUUGUCACAAAAUCUUUUGUGCGUGGGAUUUUGGAUUACAACAUUUGAAAGCAGCUGAGACAAAGCAUAAGAAUAUUUAUCGCGAGCUUAAAGAUUUACUUUUAUCUGAACAUAAAAAGAUAGAAGAUGAACGAUUGAGUCAAUUAAGAAAAGUAUGGAAUAUAAUGAUACAAAUUACUGCUCAUAUCACAGUCCUUGCUAUAAUAAUAUUUAUUGGAGUGGUGCUAUGGGGACUUUUUAGUAUAUAUGAGAGAAAUUCAAGCCAAGAAGAUCAAUGGAAAUUUUUGUAUAUUCCGGUUGUGAUAAAUUCUGCCAUCUUAAUCUGUUCAAUUGUAUUUACAUGGAUAUCGAAGGCUGAAGAAUAUAAAUUUCCAAGAACAACAAUUCACAUCCGUUUGCUGAGAAAUUUCCUUCUAGAAAUUUCAAUUGUGUCAGCAUUGUUAGUGUUUUGGAUAUCGAAGAAUGAUCAACUGGUUAAUUGCUGGGAAUCAAUAAUUGGAGGCGAAGUUUAUCGAAUAAUGAUUAUUGACUUUUUUAUGCAUACAAUUGGAACAUGUUUCUAUUACUUCAUUCGUUAUUUAAUUCAUAAGUCUGAUCCGGAUGAGUUCGAUCUUCCAGAAUUCGACAUUACACAUUCAAGCCUCGGCCUUGUGUUCAAUCAAUUUAUCUUUUGGGUUGGUCUUCCAUUUUCGCCUUUCCUAUCACUAAUAGCUGUUAUGAAAUUUAUUUUAAUGUUUUACAUCAUGAAAGUCACUCUAAUCAAGUGCUGUAAGGCGCCAAUGAAAUUAUGGAAAAGCAAACAAAUUCAGACAUUCUUUCUUGUUGGAAUAUUCACCACAUUGGUUAUCGUUUUUGUCGUACAUGGAUUAGUUGUAACGAAAAUUCCAGUAAGUAAGACUUGUGGUCCGUUUCGCAACUACACAGAUAUAUCAGAAAUCUUCAUGGACGGAAUACUUAAAUUAAAGGAAGGUCAAUUUUUCUGGAAAAUCUUUACAUCCUUCACAAAGCCAGCAUUUGUUGGUGGAAUAUUGUUGACAAUGUGCGUGAGUGUUUAUUAUCUUCGAGCAAAAGCCCAUGGACAAAUAGCAAAAGUUAAAUUGUUAAAAGAGAUGCUGUAUUUGGAGGCAAAGGAUAAGGAAUUUUUAUUGGGAAACAUCAGUCGAUUGGCGCAGGGAAAGAGUCUAUCAAUGAAUCUACAUUAUGAAGAUGAUCACAUUUCUGAGCCAGAAAUGCCAAUUGAUGGAUUCGCUGAUGACGAUUGGAAAUAUGAAAAUAAUUUAGUUCGUAAUUUGAGACUUGAUUUUGAGCAUAUCCCGACAACUAGUGGAUAUACAAGAUUCUGUGAUGAUGAAAUUUUAAGAAAUCGAUUAAGUCGUUACUGACGUUUAAGAAAACGAGCUAGAAGAUUUUGGAGUUGGACGGCAGUAUUAAAGUAAAGUGACCUUAAAUUAUGCAAUACCAUCCAAAAUGAUAGUAUGAGAUGAGAAAAAAAAAUAAAUAUUUAAUUAAUAAUUACGCUACAAAUCAAAUUACGCUAUUUUUGUAAUUUAAAAAGCUUAAAAAAAUUGUCAAUAAAUGAAUGACAACUUUAUUUUUCUUCCUCUUUGAAAA
Messenger RNA from Chironomus riparius, 2887 nucleotides. The record is from the annotation of a GenBank genome assembly. NCBI's taxonomy places the organism in Eukaryota, Metazoa, Arthropoda, Insecta, Diptera, Chironomidae.